This is a messenger RNA of Candidozyma duobushaemuli, 3261 nucleotides long. RefSeq lists its product as uncharacterized. The record is from RefSeq and is a predicted model, not a curated record. The coding region runs from base 1 to 3261 and encodes 1086 amino acids. NCBI's taxonomy places the organism in Eukaryota, Fungi, Ascomycota, Pichiomycetes, Serinales, Metschnikowiaceae. The transcript has 2 exons.
AUGGUUGAACUAAAGACCGCUGAGGGCACCACCAAGUACCUCAGGUCGAAGGGCAUUCUGCCUCAGGAGGCUGUCACUACGGCAGAUGCUCUUUUGAGCGGCUCUCUUGACGUCUUUCUCCUCAACAAACACCACUUUGUGUUUGACCUAAUAUGCGAUCGAAUGAACGAGUUCACAGGGAAAGACUUCAAAUCAUGGAAGCUCGAGCCACUGCUCUGGAAGCUAUGGAGCACUGUUUGGCAUCUUAUGGGCCAGCUGCCGUUGGAUCUCGAUGCAAGAAGUCAAAGCUUCCGCAGAGUCAAGUUGGUACCCAUCAUGACCAGUGUUAUAGAACAAGCUGAUGCCGAUGCCUUGGAUGCAAUGUUCUCCUGUGUUGGUGAAUUUCUUGUAUCUGGCUACAUUGAAGCAGACGAAUACACUGUUACCGGGCUUCUAGGUGCCUAUGCUGAAUGGCUAGAGAAGCAUACUAAUGAGAGAGUGAACAAUUGGACACCCGUGGUGAUCCAGCUUUUUGAGCUUCCUAGACAAUCUUCAAACUACAAACCAACUAAAAAAAGUACGGCAAGAUACUUCGCCAACGUGCUCCCACACCUUCUUAAUUUCCUAUCUUCAGAUGUGGAUGUAUCGCUCAAACCAACGGUGGAGCUUCUUGCACAGCAGAACAGAACAUUCCUUUUUGAAGUUGAGUCCGCCAAAACGCUUUGCUCCCACAUGGACGAUGUCACAGCUUAUGAGAGUCUCACAGACGCUGCUGUGGAGUAUCUCUUCCACGAGGUAAUUCGCAAUUUGGCUGCCACAGACAUUGCCUCGUGUGAGAGUGUUUUUGUCAGCAUCACCAAGAACGAGAAAUUCAGCCAAUUGUCGGAAAAACUUCUUCACUUCUUGGCUAAAGUUAACAGGGCGCUUUCCACAGACUUCUUUGAGCAAUUGUACACUACAGAGAUGACAAGACAGCCAAUAAGAUGGGGACUUGUUGGACACAUUAUCUCCUUGAGCCCUGAACUAGCUCAAAAGAAGACAGAUGAUAUUAUAAAAGCAAGUGAGAGCCUUAGUGCAGAGGACAUCAAUAUAGUUGCAUCCAGUUUGGCCCAGGGAUAUAUACUUGCCAGAGAUUUCGACAAGUUCAUUGGAGAAGUGUAUCCCCGUGCAUUGGAAGCAAACUCAGCAUGGUCCUCAGAUGAUGUUUUGGACCAUUUGGCUUCCAAGUGUGACGAGCUUUCAGGCAAUCAGAUUGCAACCUUGAUUCUGGAGGCAUUGAAAAGCAGUGAGAAGGAGAAACUUGUGCUUCUUUCAAGGGGUCUCCUUCGAUGCUCCGUCUCCAAGCAAGAAGCUUCUUUUAAGGUCUUUUCUGAUGAAUCGUACCUCCAGAAGGGCUGGUCUGAGGUGGUCUACUACCUUUUAUGCAUAUACGGUGAUGAGAUCAAGACAGAUGAUAUAUUGAAGAAGGUCAUUCCAGAUGGACCAUCUACGAAGUAUGACUUCUUCUUGACAUUCAGAGUUGCUGAGUUGAAAGGGGAUGUGGGAGCUUUGAAGGAAAAGAAGAUAGAGAAGUUCGUCAAGAAGCUCAGUACCAAUGAAGCUUUUGCUUACGCAAUGAGAUGGCUUGUUCUCACGGACCUGUUCGAUAGCAUCAACACAGCACUUCUACAGAAGUUAGCUGAGGGCUCCAGCGAGCAGUUUUUGAACUUCUUCACUACCGAGGCAACUCUCAUCUAUGAACUUCCCGGAUUUUUGACAUCACUUGCUUCAUUUAUUACCAAGAAUCCAAAGUUUCCAUACACAAAAAAUCUUUUUUGCAUGAUGCCUUCGACGAUCUACAGAAAGUUCUUCUCCUCCUUUACUGACAAGCUAUGCAAGGAUGCUUUGAAAGAUGAUGAGGCAAAGCUUAUUCUCAGGCAUGUCUUUAAGGACGCGAACGGGUCCUCGAUUCUUGAGAAAGACCUUGAUCUUUUUAAGAAGUUCACUGCAUCCGACAAUUCUGAACUUACAACGCAGAUCUCACAGCUCAUUUGGAAUGGUCACAUAACUCGUUUCAAAGACUCUGCAUCUGCUGACUUCGUCAACAAUGCACUUAAGCAUUUACUCAAGGCAUUGAAGAAGAAACCUGCUGCGGCUGAUAUUAGACUUUCUCAGGUUGUGCUCAAUGGCAAAAGAUCCAGGGACCCGAGCUUCCAAGCAUCUCUUGAGGAGCUUUGUGACGCUUAUGUGACUUUUGUCACCAAGAACAAAGAAAUUUCCGAUGAAGAGAUCAACGUUCUUGCAAACCUCCCAUCACCACUUUCCGACAAAGUUAGAGCACUGUUGAAAGCAUUGCUUAAAGCAGCAGGCAAAAAAGACUUGAGUACACAAACGAAAUCAAGCCUUUUUGUUCUCGCUACUAAAACAUCAACCAGCGAUCUCCACGGCGCUCUUUUCCUUUGCAGCUUAUACUUAGCUCUACAAUUGGACACCCCUGUGCUUAUGGAUAGCCUUUCAGCAUUCUUCAAGACAUUGUCUCAAGAAGACUUUUACGAAUUAUACUUGCAUUUACUCGCAUCUUGUGAAGAUGCUAAUCCAUCAUAUUUGGACCCAACGGUGAGAUUACUUUCUACACUUGCUCAUCACCUUGACAAGACUCACCAAAAGGAACACUCCAAGUUGUUUGUUUCCACAAUCCUGGUUAUCAGUCUGCGCAUAGAAGACAUAGAAGAAGAGCAGACCAUCAUUGGAUUUCUUUCUGCAUUGACCGUGAUGCUUUCGGAUCAUGUCUGGAUUGUCUCUCAGUAUUCUGUUGAGCUUAUUUUGGCUACUGUCGGAAUCGUAUUCAAGAAAAGCCAGCAUCGUGACAGUUCGACUGUCUUCAUAGCAGCCAUCAGUCUUGUAUCAUACAUUGUGUUGUUUCAUCGUUUCAGACUCACUUCACGUUACCAUCUUCUCGUGGCGAUCCUCGUGGAGGCAAUGAAACGCCUUACUAGAAAGGAAGUGACAAAUGAAGAUGCUACUGUGUUCGGGAGAAUUUUGGUAACCCUCAGUGAGCCUCCAAUCCAAAGAUCCACCAAGGAGAAUGACUCUCUCACUUCUCAGUCAGCCAUCUACAAAAGAGCCAUCAGAAAACAGGCACACGUUUUGUUGAUUAAUUAUGUGCAUAUGCAAGUGUCUGCGCCGUUGAAGAGCUCUGUCACGGACGCAUUAAUGCCCGGUAUCUACAGUGUCUUUGGGCUUUUGUCAAAGGUCGAGUUGCAACUCGUCAACCAACUCCUUGACCUGCUGGGCAAGUUAUAA